UGCUGCCGCUGCCCCAGCGCGGUGCGUCAAAAUUAGCAGGGCCUGUCCACAGUUCACGCUUCCCUAGACUAUUUCUCUUAUCCCUCUCUCUCCUACCCUAUUACCCCCUAAGCCAUUUUCGUUAACCUUGCCCAAGAACACGCGACAAAAUCCAAAGAGAGAGAGGAGAAGAUCGGCUGCCAUGGACUUCGACGAGCACGAUGAUGACGAGGAGAUGGCGCCCAUGCCGGUGAGCUCGAGCUACGAGGUGCCGGUCCAGCUGGGCGGUGGCGGGGUGCCCAAGCCUGGUGGUGACUCUGGAGGAGGAGGCCGCUCAGCCGGGAGCGGAGCCGUUGGAGGCGCAGGCGGUGUCAGGUACCGGGAGUGCCUCAAGAACCACGCCGUGGGCAUCGGCGGGCAUGCGGUGGACGGCUGCGGCGAGUUCAUGGCGGCGGGCGAGGAGGGCUCCAUCGACGCGCUCCGCUGCGCCGCCUGCGGCUGCCACCGCAACUUCCACCGCAAGGAGUCCGACUCCCCGACCAACGCCGACGCCGCCGGCACCGUCUCCUCGACCGCCAUCACAGCCUACGGCGCGCUGCCACCGCCGCACCACCAGUUCUCCCCCUACUACCGCACCCCGGCCGGGUACCUCCAGCACCAGCAGCACCACCAGAUGGCCACGGCGGCCGCGGUAGCCGCCGCCGGGCACUCGCACCGCCCGCUGGCUCUCCCCUCCACCUCCUACUCCGAGGCGGACGACGUGUCCGGGAUGCUGAGCCCCAUGGUGAUGGGCUCCAUGCUGGGCAUGCCCUUCGGCUCCGCCGGCCCGUCCGGCUCCGGGUCAGGCUCCGGCAAGAAGCGCUUCCGCACCAGGUUCUCGCAGGAGCAGAAGGACAAGAUGCAGGCCUUCGCGGAGCGGCUCGGGUGGCGCAUCCAGAAGCACGACGAGGCCGCCGUGCAGCAGUUCUGCGAGGAGGUCGGCGUCAAGCGCCACGUGCUCAAGGUCUGGAUGCACAACAACAAGCACACCCUCGGCAAGAAGCCCUGACGCUCGCUGCACCGCUCUAGGCUCUAGCUGGUAGGUACCCGCCCGCGUCAUCAACCUUUCGUGUAAGCGGCAGGCGCCUUGUUUAGCUGACGACGAGUACGUAGGUUCGUAGCGACUAGCUUGCGCAAGCAGUACGUAGUUCUUGCUGCUUCUUAAUUAGAAGACGAAGGGUGGGCCGCAUGGUGGACUCUUGUUUCUUCCAUUAUCUUAUUUCAUCGUGGUUCUUUGGCUCUGCGUCGCCAUUGUUGUUCCCCCCUAGCUAGCGCAGUAGAUGUGACGACAAUGACGUUGGUGUUGGGAAGGAGGACGGAGUGCGUGGGCAUUUGCCGAUUUGGAUCUUGGAAAUGCUGCACCUUUGUGUUUGUAA
This is a messenger RNA of Lolium perenne, 1394 nucleotides long. Its product is annotated as zinc-finger homeodomain protein 2-like. NCBI's taxonomy places the organism in Eukaryota, Viridiplantae, Streptophyta, Magnoliopsida, Poales, Poaceae. The record is from RefSeq and is a predicted model, not a curated record. Gene Ontology annotation, cellular component: nucleus. Gene Ontology annotation, molecular function: DNA-binding transcription factor activity; transcription cis-regulatory region binding. Gene Ontology annotation, biological process: regulation of developmental process; regulation of DNA-templated transcription.